Messenger RNA from Paramecium pentaurelia, 1120 nucleotides. The record is from the annotation of a GenBank genome assembly. Lineage: Eukaryota; Ciliophora; Oligohymenophorea; Peniculida; Parameciidae.
AUGAGUAUAAAUAUAUUCAAAAUGUAGAAAUAAUCAAAUAAUUGAGUCAGGAAAAUAAGAAAAUGGAAACAGAAUUGAAUAAUGGGAUUUUAAAUUUGAAGGAAAAAAAAUGUACAAUAUUGAUAUUAAUAUUAAAGUGGUGGUGGAUGAUACUCUCUCGAAGGAAAUAAGAAUGGAAUAUGGAAAGAAUUACAUAACUAUUAUUCUAAUUAUUCAAUUAGUAAUUAUGAAUAGAGACAAUGUAACCUUUCUUAUAGGUUAAUAUAAUAAUGCAAAAAAGUGUAAUUAAUGGAAAAUUCUAUUUAAAAGUGAAAAAGAAAGUCAAUAAGAAAUUAUGUAAGAUUUCCUUUUUAAUUUUUAGAGGCGGAGGUAAUCAUAAUGAAAAUUAAAUCAAAAUUGAUGAAUAGAUAGAUUUGCAUCAAAGUAAAUGAUAUAAAUAUCUUCUAGUUAUGGAUAACUUAUUUAUUAGGGUAUAUAGAGAAAUAGGAAGAAAGAUCAAAAAUGGGAUAUUAAGAAUAGAGAUAAGUCAUCAGAGUUUGUAGCAAUGUAAAAAUUUACAAUAAAGUAUUAGUGGUGGAGGAUUAUAUGAUUCAGAAGGAAGGAAAAAUGAGUAAUGGAUAGAAUUAAAUCCUAAUUUCUCUUUGUAUUUGAUAUUUUAAUUAUAAAUAAUUAGACAUAGAUUUGUUAUAAGGGUAUAUAUGAAAAUGGAAAAAAAAAUGGUAAAUGGCAAAUUUUUUUAAAGUUGGAUAAAAAUGAAAGACAGUUGUAAUAAGAAUUAUUUAUUUAACUUAGAGGAGAAGGAGUGUAUGAUGAAAAUUAGUUGAAAAAUGACUAAUGGAUUAUUUGUAUGAAAACUUCAAAAUGUAUUAAAUUAUUUUAAAAGUUUAGUCAUUCUUAAGUAAGAUAUAAGGGAAAGUAUCAAAAGAGUAAGAAAUAAGGUACAUGAUAAAUUAACUUUAGAUAAUCGAUAUUGUCAAAGAUUGAAAUAACAAUGUAAAUGAUUUCUAAUUACUAAAAUAGGGGUAAUGGAGAUUAUGAUGGAAAUGGAAAGAAGACUGGCUAAUGGGCGAAAUUAUAUGAUUAAUUUGAAGAGUAUAUUAGUUAUUUAUUUUCAGUAUGA